Messenger RNA from Capronia epimyces CBS 606.96, 1149 nucleotides. RefSeq lists its product as uncharacterized. NCBI's taxonomy places the organism in Eukaryota, Fungi, Ascomycota, Eurotiomycetes, Chaetothyriales, Herpotrichiellaceae. The coding region runs from base 1 to 1149 and encodes 382 amino acids. The record is from RefSeq and is a predicted model, not a curated record. The transcript is spliced from 2 exons.
AUGCGACUCCACGAACUCCCAUCCUCUCUCUCCUCACUCCUCGCUACCAUCCUCCUCGCCCAACCCAUCGCCGCAUCCCUCAUUCCCGAGCUACUCCAGAGCUUCGAGAACCUUCAGAAUUUUCAAAAGCGAUGCCAGAACCCGUGCGGCUACUACGGACAACUAUGCUGCGAAUCGGGGGAAGUGUGCUACACCGACUCCAACAAUCAGGCCCAGUGCGGUGCCGGCACAGUCACGACCACCGCCGGUGACGGAUCAUGGCAAUACUACACCACGACCUAUGUCCAAACAGAUCUCAAGACCGUCACGGAAACGUUCAGUUCAUAUAUCCCCACCACCACCAAGAGUUGCUCAUACUCUCUGGGUGAAAGUGCUUGCGGCAAUGUCUGCUGUUUGUCUGGCCAAUAUUGCCAGUCCUCUGGAGUCUGUGUGGCGGUGGGAGGAGGAAGCUCGGGAUAUUACAGCAGCCUCUACACGGUCACCACCGUCGUCACCAAUACUGCCGGCGUACCCCUUCGACCCACGAGCAAUACACUGGUCACCGUGACUUCGGGCAGCGGCGCCACCACCACACAACCGUUUGUUACCCCAGUGGGGACGGGCGGAAGCAUCAUCACCGGGACGACUUCUGGUUCCAGCGGUGGACUGAGUGGAGGCGCCAUUGCUGGCAUCGUCAUCGGCGUGAUUGCAGGCAUCAUCCUUCUCCUCCUCCUCUGCGCCUGUCUGUGCUUCAAAGGCUUGAUCGACGGACUAUUGGCUAUCUUCGGACUGGGCCCACGACGCAGGCGACGAACAACCACAGAAGAAGAAGUGUACGUGCGACACCAUCGUGACGGGCGCGGAGGCAGAACGUGGUUUGGUCAGAGACCAGCCAGGAGUGAAGUGGUGGAGGAAAAGAAGAGGAAGAGCGGUCUCGGGACAGUUGGCUGGGUGGCUGCAGCUCUGGGUGGCCUGGCUUUGUUCCUGGGCCUGAAGAGACGUCGAAACCGGCGGGACGACAAGAGCAGCUCCGGUUAUGGCAGUUCUGCCUAUUAUUCGGAUUAUACCGUCUCCACGAAAGUUCCUCAGACCGAAGGACGAGGCGGAGUAGCCGAUCAAGAUCAAGAGCGAGACGAUGAGGCGGAUGCGGAUAUGAAUGUGGAUGGUUAA